AUGCUUUCGUUCAAGAGCAGAAUGAAGACGUUUGCGGGAUGGCCCAGGGACUAUGGAGUUGCAACACCUGAGAGGCUGUGCAUUGCAGGGUUUAUUUGUGUAUCUGCCGAGAAUGAGUGUUUGACUGUUCAGUGUGUGUACUGUAAGAAAACACUUGAGUGCUGGGAGGCAACAGAUGUGCCUGCGAAGGAGCAUUAUGCACACAUGAAGACAUGCCCGUUGUUUAAUAUGUGCAAGAUUGGCAGCAGGCUUGCGAUGUUUGCGGAGCAGGAUACUAAGGAUGCCAAGCUGCUAGCAAAGAAUGGAUUUGUGAGGUAUGAUCUUGGAGAUGAGCCAUAUGUGUUCUGCUAUGUAUGCGGGUCUUCAGACACAAGCCAUGUGUGUAAAAGGGCGAGGAGGAGUGUUUAUGAUCCUUUGAAGAUGCCCACUGUGUUUUUCUACAAACUGAUUGAGGGAGAGUACAUCAAGGAGGUUAUAGAGUGUUUGGAGUCGAGUGUGUAUGUUCCGAACAGGCUACAGGGAUUGGCUAAGAUGCUGGUGAAUGGGAUGGGGAUGAAGGCUGCAUUGACGAUGAGUGUUGGAGAUGCGAUAAGUGGAUUUAUAGGAAAGGUGAUGCAAGAAAUGAACAGGAUGAUGGUUAGAGACAUGAAAGAGAUUCUUGACGCAGGGCAUAAGGUUGAAGGGAGCGAGCUACUGGAAUGA
Messenger RNA from Ordospora pajunii, 702 nucleotides. RefSeq lists its product as uncharacterized. Bases 1 to 702 code for a protein of 233 amino acids. NCBI's taxonomy places the organism in Eukaryota, Fungi, Microsporidia, Ordosporidae. The record is from RefSeq and is a predicted model, not a curated record. The transcript has a single exon.